GCAGAAGAGAUCCCGAUUUCUGUCAAAGAGCAGGAAGCCAUCAGGAAGCUCAUGGUUUUCUUGCAUGAAUGGGAUAGUGCCCACAAAGUUGCUCAAAGCUGCGUCCUGGACAGCUUCAUUAAAAGUAAGGCAGAACCAGAGUGGAGCUGGAGUUCUCCCUGGAGUUUGUUCCUGGCUCACCUAACAGCAUGGCUCAGGAUGGCAUAUCUGUUUCCUCAGACAGCUGGAGGUGCUGUGUGGUAGUGAGAUGGAGAAGAGGGGCAAGUUCUCUACCAAAAAUUAGUUUAAAGAAUAAGCUCUGCAUGGAGACAUUCCUAUCCAGCCAUGUUCUGCAGGUUUGAAAACCAACCUGGCUAUCUAAAGAUGAAACUGAAGGGAAAGCCAGGUAACCUGUCUCUGAGGAACGUAGAAUUAGUGUUUUUCUUGCACUGGGAUGAGCGUGCUGCCUCUGCCUGCCUGCGAGAGGAAGAUCCAUGCUCUCCUGCAAGAGACAGUACCCAGUUCAGACCUCCACGUGCUGCAGCGAGGCAGGAGGUGAUGGCUCCCAGGAGCACGGCCUGCUGGCAGAGGAAGAUGGGCUCCAAGGGGUACAAGACCUCGCCAAGUUCUUGGCCUCUUCCAACAAAGCAGAGGGUCAAGAAGACACACAGGUUCUGCUGGACUCUUCAGGCCGUGACAAUCCCAAGUACCAGAACCAGGUCUACCCUGUAGGUGUGCGGCUCUGUACCUCUCCACAGGCCCAGCACGGGCUCUGCCGAUGCUCAGGGUCGUACAGGAUAUGGUGGGAGAGGUGCCCUGUGCCCUCAACGAGCCCGUGCUGGGCGUGCUGCGCUCUGUGCACCUGGAUUAGGAAAGCAGGAUCUGUGUACCCACCCUGGGCACUCUGGGGCAGGCCGUGGCUGGCCUGGGCAAGUGUGGCGGGGGUGAAGGGCGAGCUCAGGAGCUCCCGACCACAUAUCCCCAGACUCCCCUCCCGCCGGACUGCGCCGCCUCAUUAGUAUUCAUUCAUUUGCAUACCCAGGGUGCACCGCGCCCGGUACCGCAGCCCCGGUAAAACCUUUCGGUGCCGCCGCUCUCCAGGGCUGCUGGUCCCGGUGCGGGGCCGGGCCAGUCCCUGCCGGGUGAACGGGCCGGGGAAGCGGAGGGUGGAACCGGGGGUCAAAGAGUCGCCAUGACCUAUAGAGAAGCAGCUGAGACUACGUAUGUGCAAGGGGGCGACUCACGGUAUACUCUGGUUUCUCUUCAGAUCGUAUAAAUCUUUCGCCUUUUACUAAAGAUUUCCGUGGAGAGGAACAAGUACGAGUGUCGAAUAAUUUUUUGAGGCUCCAUUUCGGUGGAGCUAA
Corapipo altera (White-ruffed manakin) is the source of this 1343-nucleotide messenger RNA. RefSeq names its product armadillo-like helical domain containing 1 (gene ARMH1). Lineage: Eukaryota; Metazoa; Chordata; Aves; Passeriformes; Pipridae. The transcript is spliced from 3 exons. The coding region runs from base 474 to 998 and encodes 174 amino acids. The record is from RefSeq and is a predicted model, not a curated record.